Drosophila nasuta is the source of this 1427-nucleotide messenger RNA. RefSeq names its product E3 ubiquitin ligase Rnf121. NCBI's taxonomy places the organism in Eukaryota, Metazoa, Arthropoda, Insecta, Diptera, Drosophilidae. The record is from RefSeq and is a predicted model, not a curated record. Bases 324 to 1289 code for a protein of 321 amino acids. Gene Ontology annotation, biological process: ERAD pathway. Gene Ontology annotation, cellular component: Golgi membrane; endoplasmic reticulum membrane. Gene Ontology annotation, molecular function: metal ion binding; ubiquitin protein ligase activity. The transcript has 6 exons.
UGAUAAGUGGCAGCACCUGCGCAUCGAACUGGCAACGCCAGCACAACUGAUAGGCAAAACACACAGAACACAGCACAGCACACAGAACACACACACACAGCAUAAAUAUAUAUAUAGGGGACAAUAUGUAAUAAUAUUUUGGAGCAUUUAUUAUUAUUAUUUGUUUUGUGCGAACGUAGCAAAAUUUGCAAGUGCCACCACCACCACCACAACAUCUAGUUUGUUGUUUUGGCAAAAUUCUGCAACGACGACGACGUCGACGUCCAGCGCUGCCGGCAGCACACGACAACAACUACUACAACCAUAACACCUACAACAACAAGAUGCACCAACAACACAUGGAUCUUCAUGCGCCCGUGGACUUGAACAAGUCGCUGGACGAAAUGACACCGGAGGAGCGCAUGCGUGCGGAGCAUCAGCUGAUGGUGGAGAAGCACAGAGGCCACGAUGCGAUGCAUUCGGAAAUGGUCAUCAUACUGUUCAUGACCCUGGUGAUUGUCCAAAUCAUACUCGUCGAAUGGAAGAAGCGACACUACAGAUCCUAUGCAUUUGUCACACUGCUUGCCAUGUGGAUAAUACCGCUGAUCAUCUCGUGCAGCUUUGUCUGGCUGCGUUUCAUCAUCAUUUGGCUUAUCUUCACCACCAUUACGGCGCUGGUGAUGCGACGUGCGAUGACCAAGCCCAUUCAAGGCACAACGCCCAGACUGGUCUACAAAUGGUUCUAUUUCAUCUAUAAGCUAAGCUAUGGCCUCGGCAUCAUUGGUUAUAUAGUGAUAAUGGCCUCGUUUCUGGGCAUGAACUAUUUGUUCUCACAACCGCCAAACACAUGGAUGGACGUGGGCCUGAUGUUCUGUUUUUAUGGCCUCUACAUUGGUGUUCUUGGUCGUGAUAUAUCUGAGAUUUGUUCCGAUAAAAUGGCAGCAGCCAUUGGCUAUUAUACGCCGCAAGGCAUGCCGACGCGACACUUGGAUCAAAAUGUUUGCGCCGUCUGCGGCAAUCAAUUGCUGGUUUCGGAGAAGGAAGAAGGCGUCAUUGAGAACACCUACAAGCUGUCGUGCAAUCAUGUGUUCCAUGAGUUUUGCAUACGCGGCUGGUGCAUUGUGGGCAAAAAACAAACGUGUCCGUAUUGCAAAGAAAAGGUCGAUCUGCAGAAAAUGUUUCGCAAUCCCUGGGAGAAACCGCAUGUCUUAUAUGGCCGUUUGCUGGACUGGAUUCGUUGGCUGGUGGCCUGGCAGCCGCUCAUCUUUUUCAUUGUUAAGGGCAUUAAUUGGAUGCUGGGCUUGGAAUAAUUGCAAACAAAGAACGCUGUCAGCUCUCUAGUCAAGCACUCAUCAGACCACUAACAAAUUGGAAUAUUGCUUUACACUUGUGCUUUACACUCAAAUUCAAAUCAAUCCAAAAUGAAAAUACCAAACCAACAACAACAA